AUCUCAAUAUGCUUGUUUUUAUGCGGUGUUUAUACGGGCGAUUACUUCCAUUGAUCCGAUUAUCGGUGCUGGCUGGCGAGCCUGGCGAGGUCUCCGGGAUUUGUCUGUAGCUCGGCUAACUAGGGGCUGAGGCGGCUCUAAGAAGCUAGCGACCUAGCCGGGGAGUUCACCGCCGAGCGCCGGAGCCGACGUGGGGUCAGCGCGUGUUUUGGCACGAAGCGUCGAUCCAGGGUAGCGGGCGAUGCUAGGCGUCGGUGCACGGACAGGGUCACUCGUUUCGGGAGGCGACACUGCUCCAUGUCAAGACGAACCCCAGGUUCCGAUGGAUACCCUUGGCUAGGCCAGUGCCGUGUCGGCGUCGGAGCCGACUUUGUACCGUGUAGUGCUGGAUAUAAACAAGCCUGAGGGAAGCUUCAUUGAAGCGCACUAGCAGCGACUCCUGAGUUGUGAGCCAGAAGAGGAGAAGCUUGGCUAAUGACGAGCAUGACAUUACGCCAAACCACCGAUGCAUGCACGCUCGUCUGAGCGCCAUCCCCUCUGCUUUCCGGCUCCGAACCAGACUUUCAGAGGGGGUGUGGCAUCGGGACAUAGCUAGUCCCCUGCACCCCCGAGUGCCCCCACACUGUGAGACUGGAGGCCCGUGAUGGAUCAGGCUAGUAGCGAGCAGAGCCCAGAGGAGCCUGACGCCGGAGGCCGCUCGGAGACGGAGGCCGGCAGGCGGGCGUCGGAGACGGAGCACGGUUUGUCCAAAAUCACCCACAAUGCCCGGGAAAACAUGGGCGCUCUGGGCCACGGGCUGAAGCAGUUCUUCCAGCCCCAGCGCCGGCGCUCCUCCGUCUCCCCGUAUGACGCCACGGCGCCCCUGGCCCCUGCCCCUGACCCCGCCGACCCAGGGCCAGAGGCCGGGGACCCCCCCGCCUCCUCGGGGCCCCCCGUGGACUCUGACAACCCUGCCGCUUCCGCUCCCCCCGCAGCUCUGAGUCGCGUCCUGCAGCAGAUCCGCGGCGCCCCACCCAUGAUGAAGCGAGGAACCAGCCUGCAGAGCCGCCGCAGCAAGGCGGCCGGGGGGGCCGGGGAGCUCCCCCAGAAAGGAAGCCCCCAGAUCCACCGCCGGAGCACCCACGAGGCCCUGCUGCAGGCCGGGCGCCCGCGCUCCUCCUCCACCACCGACACGCCCACCUGCCCUGCCCUGGCGGACAUACUGCUCACGUCGGGUUACCACUCCACGGAGGAGCCGGACAAGCUGGAGCGCUGCGACGGCUCUGGCCCCGCCGUCUCACCCAUCGCCCUCUCCUACGGGGCGGACGGCUACGGGCUGGACGUGGUGGACGGCACGCCGGACCCCCAGAGGACCAAGCUGGCCAUCGCCCACCUGCAGCAGAAGAUCCUCAAGCUCACCGAGCAGAUCAAGAUCGAGCAGACGGCGCGCGACGACAACGUGGCCGAGUACCUCAAGCUGGCCAACAACGCCGACAAGCAGCAGAGCGCGCGCAUCAAGCAGGUGUUCGAGAAGAAGAACCAGAAGUCGGCGCAGACCAUCCAGCAGCUGCAGAGGAAGCUGGAGCACUACCACCGCAAGCUGCGCGAGGUGGAGCACAACGGCAUCCCCCGCGCGCCCAAGGACGUGUUCCGGGACAUGCAUCAGGGACUGAAGGACGUCGGAGCCAAGCCCAAGUGUUUGUUUACCCAGUUCUGCCCCCUACAGGUGACCGGGGGCCUCUCCAGCUUCUCUCACGCCACUCACUCUGCCGCCGGCGCCGUGGUGUCCAAGCCCAGGGAGAUCGCGUCCCUGAUCCGCAACAAGUUCGGCAGCGCGGACAACAUCGCGGGCCUCAAAGACUCCCUGGACGAGACCCAGGGGGACGAGUGCGUGGGCCCCGGGGCCGCCCGGACCCUCGGCGCGGGGCAGCUGCAGUCCAGCCCCAAGUACGGCAGCGAGGACGAUUGCUCGAGCGCCACGUCCGGUUCGGCGGGGGCCAUCAGCGCCACCGGGGCCCCCGGGGGCCCCCCCAGCUCCAAAGGGAACACCCUGGAGCACGGCCAGGCGUCCGGCUUCGACGCGCUGCUCCACGAGAUCCAGGAGCUGCGGGAGAACCAGGGUCGGAUAGAGGAGUCGUUUGAGAUCCUGAAGGGCCACUAUCAGAGGGACAACACAAUGAUCAUGGAGUCCCUCCAGGAAGAGAGAUUCAGGUGCGAACGCUUAGAAGAGCAACUCAAUGACUUAACAGAACUGCAUCAAAAUGAAAUCCUGAACUUGAAACAAGAGCUAGCCAGCAUGGAGGAGAAGAUUGCUUACCAGUCUUAUGAAAGAGCUAGAGAUAUACAGGAGGCACUAGAGGCCUGUCAGACCCGGAUCUCCAAGAUGGAGCUGCAGCAGCAGCAGCAGCAGACGGUGCAGCUGGAGGGCCUGGAGAACGCCACGGCGCGCACCCUCCUGGGCAAGCUCAUCAACGUGCUGCUGGCCGUCAUGGCCGUGCUAUUGGUGUUCGUCUCCACCGUGGCCAACUGCGUGGUCCCCCUGAUGAAGACGCGCAGCCGCACUUUCACCACACUGCUCCUGGUGAUCCUGCUCGCCUUCCUCUGGAGAAACUGGGAGGCCAUCUCGCAGUACACGGACCGCUUCCUUUUGCACCCCAGAUGACCUGCCCCCCGUGGGGCUAUGGGUCGCUGAAAAGACGAUACAGGGGGUGUACAGUGUUGGGAGGGGAAUAUAUCAAAGCCAGGUGUAUCCCAGGGUCUGCCCCCCACUGGCCCUCCUCCCGCUCCACUUCAAUAGGCGCUGCACACAAUGUUUAGUGUGAGCGUCACCAAGAAGAAGAAUGAAAGGGGGCCGAAACGACCAAGUUCGGAUUUGCCGUUGGGGCAAUCACUAUAUACCUUUGGUGCAAUGUUGGCGUGGAUGAAAGAGGAUGGGUGCAUACGUUGAAGGGGCAGAGAACAGCACACUUGACUUCUCUCUCCUGAGUGAAUUUGUUUACACAUUUUUUUAAUUCUAUGGGAAAAAUUGUAUUAAACUUUUAUUGGUGUAGUGGAUUCAAGUGAAAUGGAUUUGUCACAAUUUGAUAAGCUGUUGAUUUUAAGGGUGUUCCUCUUAUUGACCUUCAGUGAUAAUCAGCAGUUCACUUGAUUUUGUUUUUAUGUUUUGCUUCAUUUUUUUGUUUUUAAAUGGUAUUGAAUCAUCUACUUUAUCUUCCACCCAAAUAUUUUCAGCUCAUCCCAAAAAAACAUCUUCUGUUCCAACUCAGAAGGAAGGCAGGACAAGGUGCUGACAGAUCAACUGCACUGCUAUGGAAACAAAACCGCUCGGCACUGGAUUGAUUUGUGGUGAAUCUUUCGACAUAUCGUUAUUAGCGUGUGAAGUCAUUAACACUGGUUACGACCGGGGCAAGGAAGUGGACGUCUAGGCUAAACGUUUGAAGGCUAAAAUGUUGGCUGCCACGGUCCUGACUGCAUUGCCACUGCAGAAAAAUAAUCUAUGAACUGAAUGAACCUACUUGAAGAGCGAUGGAAAUGCUCAAAGACUCAGUGCUUCCGUACUGUUUCUAUUGGUGAAGAGUAAUGCUUUUUAGUUGACUUUUUAUUUUUUAAAAAUAAACAUCCUGUUUUAAAAGUGA
Messenger RNA from Gadus morhua (Atlantic cod), 3614 nucleotides. RefSeq names its product transmembrane and coiled-coil domain family 1b (gene tmcc1b). The record is from RefSeq and is a predicted model, not a curated record. The transcript has 7 exons. Gene Ontology annotation, cellular component: endomembrane system. Bases 644 to 2641 code for a protein of 665 amino acids. Lineage: Eukaryota; Metazoa; Chordata; Actinopteri; Gadiformes; Gadidae.